Molecule: messenger RNA, 4171 nt
Organism: Oreochromis niloticus (Nile tilapia)
Lineage: Eukaryota; Metazoa; Chordata; Actinopteri; Cichliformes; Cichlidae
Product: leucine-rich repeat-containing protein 43
Exons: 13
Coding region: 98-1915 (605 amino acids)
Cellular component (GO): cytoplasm
Source: RefSeq, a predicted model, not a curated record
CUUUUCUUCUGACAGACAGACCAAAGACUGACCACGAAUGCACUAACUGACAUGCUGUAGAUACAGUGUGACUGUGGUGUAAAUUUGCCUUAAUGUGAUGAAGUUAGUGACUAAGUCAACCAUGAGCUCAAGCACGCUGUCUGCUGUGAUAGAGAAGCUGAUUCGCAGCCUGUGUCUGAAUGACUUUCCCUGUGGAAAUGGCACAUGGAGAAACACCAAAGGGAGUGCGGAGCGAGCAGAGAUGGAGUCCACGGAUGCUCUCCUGGAUCUGCUGAGCUGCCCUCGUUCUCCAUGGCGCCAUGAUGUCAUGUGGAGCCCUCAAGCUUUGCCUCUCAGACAGCUGGCUGUGCAAACACCUGAACGCCUGCACGCCCCCUUUAUUUACAACUACUUCACUUCACUUCGUAUUGUUGACAGAGACUGCCAAUCUGAUAGGGGAACCACAUCUUCUGUGAGUGUAACAGCCAUUGACGGUGGCCUGUUGAAGUUCUCAAAGCUGGAGGAGCUGGUGCUGAGUGCUAACAAAAUCUCAGAAGUACCCACAGCAAACCUUCCCGGCACGUUAAAGAUUUUGGAGCUACGUGCAAACCGGCUGUCGUCUUUAGACAGCCUCGCCAGCGGUGCUCCUCCUCCCCACCUGCAGUACCUCGGCCUCAGCUCAAACACUCUGGGUUCCCAAAAUGAUGUCGCUCAUCUUACUGGAAGACACUGGCCACAGCUGGUGUGUCUGGACCUCAGCGACUGCGGGUUUCAGGACCAGCAAGCUCUGCUAAAUGGCUUGAGCACCCUGCCUUGCCUCAGGACGCUGCUGCUGGAGGGAAAUCCUUUCACGCUUGCAUCCUCAUACCCAGGACUGACUGUGGACAGCCUCCCGCAGCUUUCCUGUCUGGACACCUCAUGGAUUUCCCCGGAGGAGAGGCAUCGCUUUAGGGGCUUGGCCAAGAUGAGUGACCUGGCAGUAGACAUAGCGUCAGCCACAGUGAGCGUGGGCAGGAUGACGGGAAUUCCAGAUCCUCGGAUGACUGUGGAUGACAAAGCUCCCAAUUUCCCUGUGGUCAGCUACCGUUAUUUUAUCUCCUACGUGUUCCUGAGGCAUCAGACACCUGCUCACUCGAAAAUUAACACUGAGACAAAAUUUGAUGCAAGAUCUGUGACUGAAGGCCAACGAUCAAACGAGAACUGCGAAAAACAGACGUCCAAACAAGACAGCGGCAUUUUGAACUCAGAGAAAUCUAGUUGUGGCAACACAUGUGCAGUGUUAAGGCACACCACAUCCAAGCUGUCGUGGUCAGAGAGCAUGGACUUCGGUGACACGCAAACCCACACCGUGAGCGCUCUGGGAGAUUUAAAGAAAUUCCUCAAUCGGGGACUGCGUUUAAGCUUAGAGGAAGAAAAGGUCCUGUCAUGGCCUGCUGCUUCUGAAGAAGUCCCGCUGACCAAAGCCAACCAACCUGGAAAAGAGAAGAAAGGCAGGAGGGAGAAAGAAUCUCCAGUUAAAUCUGAUUUCACCAAGUCUAAAGACAAAAAUAAAAAAUCUGUACCUGAGCUGGUCCAAGAUGCCCCGAUCAGACGAAUCCUUGGCUCUGUGCACAUCCCCCUGCAAAGCCUGGUCAGAGGAGGCCAGCAGGUUAAAGUCCUCUGUGACUUUGGCGUGCUGCACACAGACUCUGAGGUAGAAGCAACACAAACACAUCAAAAGGAUUUGGGAAGGAAAAACAAAGAGGACAAGAAGGAGGACAAGGAAACAAAAGGGAGACAGCACAAUGCAGCAUCGUCAAAAGAUAAAGAGAAGAGGGCGCUUGAGGUGCAAGACUCAAUAACCAGCCAACCAGUGAUUGUGGAGCUGAUUGUGGAGCUGAAGAAAUGGCAGACUGCGUCUGAAGCUCACCACUUCCUCCUGCCACAAACCUCCUAAGGCGGACUGCUCUCCCCAGGGGUCCGUUUGUCCUUCCGUCCUUCCUUCCUCAUGACUGUUAACUGUGACGGUACCGUUGAGAUAACUGCAUAAUAAAUUUCUUGCCUCCUCAAAGUACCGUCUUAUCAGGCUGCUGUAUUUGCAUCCUAUUCAGGACUGCAUGUGCUGUGUGCAUUUAAGUGGACUGGAAAAUGUCCGUACUUAGGGCUUAUUCAGAACUUUAAAUUAAAUAUCAUACCCAACUUUGUGUUCAUGUGACGUGGAAAAACCAUCCGGACUGACAGAUUCCUUUGAACUACAUGGAAGCUAUUUUUUGAAAUUAGUUUUUAAAUCCACUCAGUGAAUCACCAUCUUGUGGUGGUGGAGGGGUUUGUGUGUCUCAGUGAGACCAGGGGCUAUGUUGCUGAGGGGUUUUUGCCCCAAAGCAAAUUAGUCCUGUAUGAAGGGCCAGACAAAGAGUGAUUCAGAGGACCCCUGUAGAAGGAAAGAAAUCAAGGGAGCGAAUUACUGUGCCCAAGAUGGGAUUACCAGGGCCCCUGCCCUGGAGCCAGGCCUGAGGAGGGUGGUCCGCUGCACCCGGCCACUCCAGUACAGUGGGUUUAGUGAUGGAGAAUGUCGGCACUGAACCCCGUUAGUCUAACUUGUUAUAUUUUUUAAGUGACAGAAAGCAGUUGCGGUAACUUUAUUAAAUUAUUAAAGUGAUUAUCAAAGCUUAGAUCACUGUCGAAAAAUAAUGCCAAGCUUCCUAACUUGUUCACUGUGUUUCAGAGAAAAGAUUGUAAAUUAUUUUAUGUCUUUGACUUUUUGGAGUAACAACAAAUAUUUCCAUCUCAUCUCUUUUCACUUCUGUAAAGUUUCUAGAAAAUUAAUCGAGAAUCUGACCCGUUAAACAAGCUAAAUUGUGAUCAUUGAAAUGUCAGCAGUGAGAUCGAGCAGAACCAAGACUGAAACUCUCUGUGAAAGAAUCAUAAUACAUCACUGUUGACCUUCAGGUCAUCAGUGACUUCAGUAAGAGCAGUUUCUGUGCUGUGGUUGGUUCUGAUUGGUACUUAUCAGAAAUACUGACAUUGAAAGUAUGAACAUAUUUUUCAAUUAGGGUGGAGUGGAUGGAGACGAGUGUCAGGGGUGAUUUUGGGGUGACAGAAGAAUAGCAGCAACAGUGAAAAGGACUGUUUAUAAGAUGGUAGUGAGACCUGCUGUGAUCUAUGGUUUGGACAUGAUAGCCCUGACAAAAUAGAGUGAUGAGACCAGGAUGGACACAUUAGGCUGAGUGGUUUGGAGACAAAAUUAGAGGCAAUGCUGAGUUGGUUUGGACGUGUGCAGUGGAAGAUUAGUGGCUACAGUGGACAAAGGAUGCUGAAGGUGGAACUGUCGGGCCAUAGGAAAAGAGGAAGACCACGGUAGAGGUUCAUGGAUGUAAUGAAGGAGGACAUGCAGGAGGGUGGUUUGACAGAGGAGUAUAUCACAGAUCAUAGCACUUAUGAGAGUCUUACAGCAAAUAUGAAGUCCUUAUUAAAGGGGAUUGAUAAUAUAAUCAGGUGUUAAAAUAUAUUAAAUAAAAGAAGACCUCCAGGCAAGUGCUAAAAGAAUAACUUGGCUUCUGGAGCUUUCUAAGUGUGCCUCCAUGAACACGUUUGCAGUCUGUUGCAGUAUAUUAAACAAUUCCCCCCUAGAUUAGUACUCUGGUUCUGAAAUGUAUAAAAUAAAGGUUUACAUAUUUAGUGUAUUCUUUUCACUGUAUAGUGCACAAAGGCAGCAGGAUUCAGGUGUGACACACAUAUAUUAUUAUGAAGGAAUUCUGCACAAAGAUGCUUCAUUUACCCAUAAACAUUUUAUUUAUUUAUUUUUUUAAUACACAGAUAUUGAAAACAUAUUGAGAGAAAUGCCAAAGUGUUUCACCGUUUCAUACAGAAAUGAACUUCUAAGAAACUUUUUGAGAAAGGCCAUUUUACAGGAACUGAGGACUUAUAAGCAUCAAGUCCAUUAUUUAACAGUUUAUUUUGUUCUUAUCAAUCUUCCUGCAGUCCUUUUCAAAGUCCAUAAAAAAAGGUCCCUAUUAAAGCCAAACAGCACUGCUUUUUGCUCCAACUCUAUAUCAGAGCAAGGAAACCUCUCCCUGUUACAAAUUUACACUCAUACUAUCAAAUCUUUAAGUACAUAGCAUUUCCAGGCAUAAAAAAUAAACUAUAGCUCCCCGACCUUGCGCAAACUGACAUUUGUUUUUCAAUCAAGUCAUUUACAGCUUCAAAUAAACAA